Messenger RNA from Eubalaena glacialis (North Atlantic right whale), 734 nucleotides. RefSeq names its product centromere protein A (gene CENPA). Gene Ontology annotation, cellular component: nucleosome. The transcript is spliced from 5 exons. Gene Ontology annotation, molecular function: protein heterodimerization activity; DNA binding; structural constituent of chromatin. The coding region runs from base 95 to 511 and encodes 138 amino acids. The record is from RefSeq and is a predicted model, not a curated record. NCBI's taxonomy places the organism in Eukaryota, Metazoa, Chordata, Mammalia, Artiodactyla, Balaenidae.
CGGGGCGCUGCUGGCCCUCCCCUGGACCCCAGCCUCUGCCUCCGGACCCGGAAGGCCGAGAAGGAGCCGCGGUCCGCAACCCUGAGCGCCAACCAUGGGCCCGCGCCGCCGGAUCCGCAAGCCCGAAGCCCCAAGGAGGCGCGCCGCGAGCCCGGCUCCCACCCCACCCCGGCCGGGCCCAUCCUUAGGCGCUUCCUCCCGUCCACUUGCUCGCCGGAAACAUCGGGUUCUGAAGGAGAUCCGAACUCUUCAGAAGAGCACACACCUGUUGUUAAGGAAGAACCCCUUCGGCCGCCUGGCAAGAGAAAUAUGUGUUAUAUUCACUCGUGGUGUGGACUUCAAUUGGCAAGCCCAGGCCCUGUUGGCCCUACAAGAGGCAGCAGAAGCGUUUCUAGUUCAUCUCUUUGAGGAUGCCUAUCUCCUCUCCUUACAUGCCGGCCGUGUCACUCUCUUCCCGAAGGAUGUGCAGCUGGCCAGGAGGAUCCGAGGCAUUCAGGAAGGGCUCGGCUGAGCUCCUGCCACCCGUGACUCUGGAUGAUACCAGGGACUCUGCCCGUAACUAGGGCCAGAUCACGGAGUACAAGGUGCUGCCUGGACUUGCUGUCUCUGAGCAGAGUGUGUGUGUUGCUUUUGUAAUUAGGUUUUUUGAAGAAGGAGAAGACUGCAUGACUUUCCUCUGUAACAGAGGUAAUACAUGACAGAAUGAACACAUUCCAAAAGUCCUGACAAUAAUU